Echinostoma caproni is the source of this 1863-nucleotide messenger RNA. The record is from the annotation of a GenBank genome assembly. NCBI's taxonomy places the organism in Eukaryota, Metazoa, Platyhelminthes, Trematoda, Plagiorchiida, Echinostomatidae.
AUGUCUCCUUUGAGCGCGGAACUUGAGGCAGCUAUCUCACAGCUCCCUCCAAACGUCCGUAAAUAUGUUGAGGAGAAAGCUGUACUUUGCCAACCGGACCACAUUUACGUUUGCGAUGGCUCGGAUGAGGAAUUCAAGAAAUGUCUAACCGACCUGGAGAAAUCCGGUGCGAUUAAGAAACUGACCGCUUAUGAAAACUGCUGGCUCGCCCGCACUGAUCCGGCUGAUGUUGCCCGCGUGGAAUCAAAAACCGUGAUCAGCACACCCGACCAGCGCGCCACUGUACCCAAGGUGAAAGAGGGCGUCAAGGGCACUCUGGGUAUCUGGAUGUCACCUGCUGAUUUGGAUAAAGCAUUCAGUGUUCGAUUCCCCGGUUGCAUGAAGGGAAGGACCAUGUACGUGAUUCCCUUCAGCAUGGGUCCUCUUGGAGGUCCAAUUUCGAAGAUCGGUAUUGAAUUAACCGACUCCCUUUACGUCGUCGCUAGCAUGCGAAUUAUGACUCGAAUGGGUUCGGAAGUGCUCAAGCUACUGCAGAAAGACGACAGCCAUUUUAUAAAAGCCCUGCACUCAGUUGGCUUGCCGAAACCGGAAUCACGUCCUGUCAUCAACCACUGGCCGUGCAACCCUGAACUCACUUUGAUUUCUCACAUCCCGGCAAACAAUGAGAUCUGCAGUUUUGGUAGUGGUUACGGUGGCAACUCCCUCUUGGGCAAAAAGUGCUUUGCCCUGCGUCUUGGUUCAAUUUUGGCGCAACGAGAAGGCUGGUUGGCUGAACACAUGCUCAUCUUGGGCUUGAAGACUCCGGCUGGCAAACAACGUUACAUUGCCGCUGCUUUCCCAAGUGCCUGCGGCAAGACCAAUCUGGCUAUGCUUCAGCCUUCUUUACCAGGUUACAAGAUCACCUGUGUGGGAGAUGAUAUUGCUUGGAUGAAGUUCGAUAAGGAAGGUCGCUUGCGUGCUAUCAAUCCGGAAGCCGGUUUCUUCGGUGUCGCACCGGGUACCGCUAUGGAUACCAAUCCCAAUGCUAUGCUGACCAUUCAAAAGAAUACCAUCUUCACUAAUGUUGCUGAACUCAGUGAUGGUCGUUUCUACUGGGAAGGUUUGGAGAAAGAUGUGGACUUCAACAAAGUCAAAGUGACUGACUGGACCGGAAAACCAUGGGAUCCUUCCAGCGGAAAACCAGCCGCUCAUCCGAACUCGCGGUUCUGCACACCUGCCAGCCAGUGCCCAAUAAUUGAUCCAGACUGGGAGAAGCCAGAGGGUGUACCAAUCGAUGCCAUCAUAUUCGGCGGUCGCCGUCCCGAAGGCGUACCUCUGGUGAUGCAAUCGUUCAACUGGCGCCAUGGUGUGUUCCUGGGUGCCUGCAUGCGAUCGGAAGCCACUGCAGCUGCUGAACACAAAGCAAAGGUUGUGAUGCAUGAUCCGUUCGCCAUGCGUCCGUUCUUCGGCUACAAUUUCGGAAAAUACUUGGAACAUUGGCUCAGCUUUGAAAACAAACCAGGUCUGAAGCUGCCAAAGAUAUUCCAUGUCAACUGGUUCCGUAAGGAUUCUAGUGGCAAGUUUAUGUGGCCCGGUUUCGGUGAGAACUUGCGAGUACUGGACUGGAUCUUGCGCCGAUGUGAUGAAGAAAUCCCAGCGGUGGAAAGCAUUGCCGGUCUCGUUCCACGUCCUGAGGAUUUGAAAUUGGAUGGUCUGAACCCGAAGCCAGAUAUCCACACACUCUUGAGCCUUCCUCCCGAUUUCUGGAAGAAGGAAGUGCAAGAGCUGAAACACUAUUUCGACGAACAAUUGCCGGAAGAUCUGCCCGCCGCGAUGCGUGAGGAGCUAAAGCAUUUGGAGGAGCGUGCGAACAAGGCGCAUUAA